AUGAGGAUGGCCGUGGGCUCCGUCAAGAUGCAGCCGCCGUGCGAGAGCCCGGCCCUGGCCGCGGCGGCGGCGGCGGCGGCGGCGGCGGACGGCGCCCUGCGCCGCAGCCCCGGCGCCCGCGAGCAGGAGCGCGAACCGCCGCCGGCGCCCCCGCGGCCGCGGCUCCGGGACCUGCCCGCGCUGCUGCGGAGCGGGCUCACGCUGCGGAGGAAGCGGAGCGCCGCCGGGGCCCGGACUCUAUCAAGAAGAAUUUCCAAUCCAUACCUUGAACACACUCCUUCCCAGAUUUAUGGGGAGAAUUCUUCUUGUGCAGGAAGAGCAUUGAGGAAUAUUAUUAUCGUUCAGGCAGCUGACCUGAUAAAGGACAGAGUGAACCUCAAGGGAUUUUACAGGAGGAGCUGUGUUGGGUCAGAGCUGGUAGACUGGCUUCUAGAACACUGUCCUUUUGUCCAGUGCAGAUCUAUGGCCAUAGGGGUCUGGCAACUCCUCCUGGAUAUGGGAAUUAUGUUAUCAGUGGACCAAAACUUAUACUUUCAAGAUACCUAUGUUUUCUACCAGUUUUCUUCUGAUGAAUGUAGCUACUUGUACUGUGAAUUUGAAAGAGAAGAAGAAUGGCAGAAUGGUGUCAAACUUUUACUGCAACUCGUGCCUCUCAUUCCUGCUAGAGCUGGCAUCUGUGAACUGUCUCAUCAGAAAAUCGAAGACUCGGAAGAAAGCAGUGAUGAAAUUCUUGCUCGCCUAACAUCUGCGGUGCAGAGAGAACUAGCAGCUGUUAUUGCUUUGAAAGCAAGGAAGUCUGCAAUUGAACAAGAUGAAGAAAACAGUGACAAACGCGUAAUUGUGUCAGAAGCUGGAGGAGUUCCAGAUUCUCAGGCGGGAGUGAUGUGCAAACUGCAGGAGAGAGAUGACAUUGGACGAAUCGAACUGGUCCAGAAGCUGGCAAGAGAAAACUGUCAGUUUCUACAGGCAGACAAAAAAGAACAGGAGAAAUCUGAACACGAUGAUGAAGUGGCGACCGUUCAGGUUACGGAGCAGGAGCGGAACGUCCUGGUGCUGAAGAAAGUGCAGGGCUGUGGCCCGGCCCCCCCGGCCGGCAGCGCCGAGAGUGAUUGGAGAUACGUGGUCGUGUCCGGGACCCCGGAGAAGAUUUUGGAGCACCUUUUGAAUGACUUGCACCUGGAAGAAGUCCAGGACAAAGAAACAGAGACCCUCCUUGAUGACUUCCUUCUCACGUACACUGUCUUCAUGACAACUGAUGACUUGUGCCAGGCGCUGUUGAGGCACUAUUCUGCUAAGAAGUAUCAAGGCAAAGAAGAAAACUCAGAUGUUCCUUGUCGGAAACGUAAGGUCUUACAUCUUGUGUCCCAAUGGAUUGCUCUCUACAAAGACUGGUUACAUGAAGAUGAACAUUCAAAAAUGUUCUUAAAGACCAUAUACAGGAAUGUACUGGAUGAUGUAUAUGAAUAUCCAAUACUUGAAAAAGAAUUGAAAGAAUUUCAAAAGAUACUUGGAAUGCACCGCCGUCACACCGUAGAUGAAUAUUCACCACAAAGGAAGAAUAAAGCCCUUUUCCACCAAUUCAGUCUCAAGGAGAACUGGCUCCAGCACAGAGGAACUGUGACUGAAACAGAGGAAAUUUUUUGCCACGUGUAUAUAACGGAGCACUCCUAUGUCAGCGUGAAGGCAAAAGUUUCCAGUACAGCACAUGAGAUCCUGAAAGUUGUGGCAGAAAAGAUCCAGCAUGCAGAAGAGGAUCUGGCUCUGGUGGCCGUCACAUUCUCUGGGGAAAAGCAUGAACUUCAGCCAAAUGACUUGGCCAUCUCCAAAUCGCUUGAAGCAUCUGGUCGGAUAUAUGUCUACCGAAAAGACCUAGCCGAUACUUUGAACCCAUUUGCAGAAAAUGAGGACUCGCAGCAAAGGUCGAUGAGGAUUUUGGGAAUGAACACUUGGGAUCUUGCUCUGGAAUUAAUGAAUUUUGAUUGGAGUCUCUUCAAUUCAAUUCACGAGCAAGAGCUGAUCUACUUUACCUUCAGCCGACAAGGCAGUGGAGAGCACACGGUGAACCUCAGCCUUCUGCUGCAGAGAUGCAAUGAAGUCCAGCUCUGGGUGGCCACGGAGAUCCUGCUCUGCAGCCAGCUGGGCAAGCGAGUGCAGCUGGUGAAAAAAUUCAUCAAAAUCGCUGCGCACUGCAAAGCCCAGAGAAACCUGAAUUCCUUCUUCGCUAUUGUGAUGGGUCUCAACACUGCUUCUGUCAGCCGGCUGUCACAGACCUGGGAGAAAAUCCCUGGGAAGUUUAAGAAACUUUUCUCUGAACUUGAAAGCUUAACAGAUCCUUCCCUGAAUCACAAAGCCUACAGAGAUGCAUUCAAAAAGAUGAAACCACCCAAAAUCCCAUUCAUGCCUCUGUUGCUUAAAGAUGUAACAUUUAUUCAUGAAGGAAAUAAAACAUUUUUGGAUAAUCUUGUCAAUUUUGAAAAACUGCACAUGAUUGCAGACACCGUCCGGACCCUGAGGCACUGCAGGACCAAUCAGUUCGGAAGCGACGUGUCUCCAAAGGAGCACCAAGAGUUAAAAUCCUAUGUUAAUCACCUGUAUGUCAUUGACAGCCAGCAGGCCUUGUUUGAGCUGUCACACAGGAUCGAGCCUCGGGUGUGAGCCCCACCACCCCGCCACCUCGCCCCCCCCCCCACCUCCCCCGUAACGGCCACACUUUGAGCUCUGGGAGGGCCAGUGCUGAGCACAUUGCUUUCCUGUGAGAAAAGAAGUUGCUGAGUUUUAUCAGCAUAAGAUGCACACAGGAAGGCCAAGCAAAGCGUGCUCAGGAAGUGAUGUCAGCCACCAGAGACGGGGAGAGGCCUCUCCAAGCUGCUCUCAGAACAAGAAGGCAGAGGAAGAGUCAGAAGCAUUCUUGAAAUGGAGAAGUCUGGUGUCUUAUGACUGCAUUGUUCAUCUACCCCAGUUUUGAUUUUGUGAUGUACCAGCAUCAAGAGGAGAGAGUGUCUUGUCCUGCAGGGACCAAAUACUUCAGUACAAGUGUGCAUGAAACAGGGGUUUUACUUUGCCUGGUGGUAGAUUACUGUUUAUAGGCUCUCAAAGCAGCAGCUCAUGUGAACACCUAAAGACAGUGAUGACAUCUCUAGAUUUCCAGGGAAAAGGAAUGGCCACUGUCCAUACAAACUGUGACAUCACCCAAAGCCCCUUGUGUCUAAGAAGUUAGUGAGGACCCACAGCUGGCAUCCAUGCUGGCACCCAAAAGGGAAAUGUCAAGGCAUGCAUUUCGUUGCAUCCACAAUCACUUAUCAAUGUAGGCUUGUAGGGGAAAUGCGUUUCUGCACCACCACCGAUUUGCAGCUAUAGGCAAGCUAGACUAUGUCGCUUUGUCAAUAAGGAAAAAUAGUCGUAAUCUGUAAGAAAUGGACUCACUGUUUAGUUUACAGGGGUUUUCUUUACAUAUGCAAAAAAGAUUCACAUUUCUCAUUGGAAACAAUGUGAUUUUUGAAAAACCACAGGCACUCAGUAGCAAUUUAUUGAGGUAACCGAGUGUCAAAGGUCUGCAUCCUUAUGCCUGAUGAUGCCUCCCGCAGGCUCCCCUGCCCUCAGUAUAGAGUGGUAACAGCCAACACAGGGAGGGUAAGUGGGAUUUGAUGUGACUAGCACUUAGCACUCCUUAGACAAGAGUAAGGUAGUGACUAGCAAUUGCCCAUCUUACAGCAAAUAAGAACCCCAAAAUACACGAAUGUCUGAUUUUAAAGGUCCUGCAGUCCACCUUCUAACCACCUUCUAACCAAGGCACGGAGUCUUUCUAUAACUUGUCUCUUGUUCCCCCCAACAUCUCAAGAGUCUUUUACUCUAUUUUUUAAUUCUCAGUCUUAGAGAGAGGGGCUCCUACAGUAAGUAAAACCUCUUGUUAUUUCAAAGAACUGGUUAGAGGGUUUCUCCUCAAGCUUCAGAUGAACAGAAACAUGCCUGUGGGUCCAACAGCAAAAUCUGCCGCUGCCAGCGAGGUGCCAGUGGCUUUGCUAAAAUACAGGGGCCCAUGCUUCAUGUACCCUGUCUGUUUAUUGCCCACAAGUGUGACUCCCCUGCACUCCUGCCUGUUCAUCUCUCAGGUGUCUGCACAGAAUGCUUCCUCCUGUCCCAUCAGCACCAUAGGACUGAGAAGUGUCUAGUGCUUUCUGACAUGCAAUUAGCACUGCUGUUUUCCUGGGCUUGGAAACCACACCAAGCUUGAGAGAUAGAUCCCUGGAAGGAACCACAUAGAAGAAAUUUUUGGUAGGACUUUCAAAGAGACUCAGUCUGUGCCAGCAUGGAAAGCUUCAGUCCUGAAAACUAACAGGGUUUUUAUAGAAAGGCACCACCCAGGGCUGGCGCACAUAAAGACAAGCUCCAGGCUACUGGGGAACGGACUGAGAUCACUGGAGGGGAUGGGAGCCAUUGGAACCGGGGCAGAUGGGCUCCUCUCACGGCUGAAUCAAGGGAAAAGCUCUCCCCUUGGCAAAUACUGGGGAAAGCUUGGGCUUAUAGCACAAAAACCUGUGUUCUCGCCUUUUCUCUGUGCUGAGGGUCACGUGGCCAGUCUAAUCAUGUAAGGCCAUUUGGACAUUGCCUCCACGUUUUACCAUUUAAAUGUCUGUUCACAUUAGAUCUCCAUGGCUCCAACCAGAACGUUACCCCUUGAGGACUAAUUUUCAGUGGAGAACUAUUUCAGCCUGGCACCUGCUACUUAGAUCCCAAUUCAGACGUGUGCACAGCCAAAUGAACCCACGCAUAUAUCACAGUUAAACACAUUCUGAUGGCGUAGACAGUAUUCCACACGGUGUAGGUAGUCGCAGGCCAGGGAGAAUGUGGUGCCUGCCCACAGGUCCCUCCAGCCGUGGUCAUGUGGCUAUCAGGGCAGCAGCAGGAAGGGAAGGGAGGAUUUUGUUUCGUUUACAUUUGCUUCUUCAUCUCUGUCUUCUGAAUGUCAAAAUUUCCAAGUCUUUCUGAAAUUGAACAACUGUCUCCAGAGGUUUCCCGAGCAUCAGCAGCUCACCAAUUUCAGAAGCCCUGUGAAGACUCAAAUCUGGAACUCAAGAAUUGAAGGCAAAACCCUGGAAACCAGAUUUAUGUAGCUCAGCGUGAAGCUUCCCCUUACAAAGCCAGGCUGUCCAACAGUGAGGCCCCCCAUUAAGAAGGAUGGGCUGUAUUCCCAUUCCAAAUAUUUGCCCACACUUCUUUGGAAUAGGUUUUGUUCUGGCCAGAAGGAUGGACAAAGGUGUCGAAGCUCCUCCCCAGCUCUUCAAUUUUUGUGGUUGCACAAAAUCUCCAUUCACUCUGAAAAACUGUUUUUCCUCCUUCCUCCACGAGUGGCACACGAGCACUUCUCGAAGGCUUCUUUCUUUCUGCUACAGCACAACCUCCAGACAGUCCUGCGGGCAUGUGAAUUCGUCCGCCUUCCAGCCAACCAGCCCUGCGUAGGAGUUAGCACAGGACAGGUUCCUGUGAGCAAAACUGCACCCUUUCUGAAACUUUUUCCCCUACGUGUUUGCAGAUGCUCCAAAGGCUACAACAUCUUAAAAUGUACUUUUUGUUAUCAUCCGUACAAUUGCCAAAAGGUUAUAGUGCAAAAUGCUAUGACAUACAUUCACUUUAUUUUAGUAUCUUUGAUUAUGUUGAGAUGAAUUCAUUUUCUUAGGACACCCCCCACCCCCAGUCCACAAGCAAGUUGGGUGGAGUGUACACUGAAUACACAAGAAUGAGGGCGAAAGCAAAAAGCCAGGCCUCCGCGUUGGUGGGCAGACGGUGUUGCGCUGUGUAGACCAGCCUAUGAAGAGAGAAACGGUUGCAUGAAAGAGGGAGGUGGUGGCUUCUGGUCCCUGGAGCUGGGCUUCACCAGGCCCCGGUCCCAGCCCCGCCGCCUUGCUCCGGCCGUCGCAUCCACCACAGGUGGGACCUCGCAUUCUGAAAUGGCACAGCUGACCCGAGCUGCUCGGAAACUAGGCACAAACAUUAAAACGGGGCAGAUCGGGUCCACUGCAGUUGUCUAACAUGGAGUUUCUUUUAAAUGCUUCAGAGACAUGUCCUUACAAUUUCAGCCUGCUUAUUACUUUAAUGAGUGGGCCGUUGUGCUUAAAACUAGUAGGGGGAAGGAAAGUUUUUAAAAAUUGCCAAAAAGUUAGAUGAAAUUGUACUACUGUAUAAAGCAAAGCUGUAUAUACUAAACGUUUUUUAGCAGAGUAAUAUUUAUUUGCAUAGCCUAUUUAUUGUAUUCGUAUUACACGGUUAUUAAAUACUGGGAUGAAACCGAUGCCCUGAAGCAAGGACUCUCGCCUUUUAAUGUACUAUUAAUUAGGACCGCUGUGACAUUGUCAGCUUGCGUUAACAAUUAGAAGAUAGAAAACCCGCGAUCAGGGUGUCUACCUAACUUCUCAGGGACUACACUUAGUAGUUUUCCACCAUUAUACGAGCUGGUAAAUAUGAAACAUUUGUGGAAUUACCAGAAUUGCCAUUAACAGUAUUUUCUUCCUCCUAUGUCGUGCUUUCUGCUUCUGUAUAUAUGACUGUGCUGUGUAUUUAUCGAAGCUAGUAAGCAAUAAUUUAUAUGUAAAAAAAAAAAAAUGGCCAAGCAAUAUAAGGUGAAAACUUAUAUGAGUCAUUGUUACCUUAUCCUGUAUUUUCAAGUGUUUUUUAAAACCCGCUUUUCCAAAUAUAAGAUUAUGUUAAAGAUACUA
Molecule: messenger RNA, 6710 nt
Organism: Canis lupus familiaris (dog)
Lineage: Eukaryota; Metazoa; Chordata; Mammalia; Carnivora; Canidae
Gene: RAPGEF5
Product: Rap guanine nucleotide exchange factor 5
Exons: 26
Coding region: 1-2655 (884 amino acids)
Biological process (GO): positive regulation of GTPase activity; Ras protein signal transduction
Cellular component (GO): plasma membrane
Molecular function (GO): guanyl-nucleotide exchange factor activity
Source: RefSeq, a predicted model, not a curated record